Geosmithia morbida is the source of this 3153-nucleotide messenger RNA. Its product is annotated as Heterokaryon incompatibility protein (HET). The record is from RefSeq and is a predicted model, not a curated record. NCBI's taxonomy places the organism in Eukaryota, Fungi, Ascomycota, Sordariomycetes, Hypocreales, Bionectriaceae. The transcript has a single exon. Bases 1 to 3153 code for a protein of 1050 amino acids.
AUGAAGAAACUAUCCAAGAUCCUGCACGCCCGUCGUCAUCACGACAGAGACCAACCCCGCGGCCUCACGCGCAAACCGAGCCGAGCCUCCCUCCAGGAAGCACCGACCCUCCACCAGCUCACGUCGACGCGACGAGUUCUGACGAGGCGAUGCACCGCACCCGUGCCCUCCUCGACCGACCGCGACGACGAUGCCGUGACGAGGACGGCCGACUUCGUCGCCGGCGGACAGAGCGGCCACGACGGCGAGGGUGGCGGCGGCAACGCCUUCGUCUGCAGCAGGUGCGCCGAGAUCGGCUUCCCGACCCUGAUGGACUGGCAGCCCGGCCAGCCCCGCCCGUGGGUGAGCCUCUCCCACGUCCUGCGGGACGACGGCGACGCCAACGGGUCCUGCCCCUACUGCUCCUUCUUCCGGGCCAUGCUCCAGGAUCAGAGCGAGAGUGACGGUGCAGGACGGGGGACGGGGCCGGAUCCUGCUGCUGCUGCUGCUGCUGCUGCUGCUGGUGGUGGCGGUGGGGUGGCGAGGAACGGAUCGGAGAGGGACGCCAAGUUCGCCCCCUACCUUCGUAUACGGCUGGCCUUUGAGAGGCUGGGCGUGCGGGAGAAGCACGCGCUCGGACGGAGCGUGCUCAUCGAGGUCAUGGCCCGCAGCAAGGGUCUCCCCUGGGGCUACAUCGUCAAGGCGGCCGACGACGACGGCACCAGCAUGGCCGGGUACUCGCCCGCCUUCGGCAAGGCCGGCGCGGCCGUCAUGCGCGGGAGGAGGGUGACGCCGCUGCUCGACCCCGCCCUGGCGCGCACCUGGCUGGACUUUUGCCGCGACAGGCACGCCUCGAACGAGACGUGCGCCAAGGGCGGCGCCGCCGGCACCGUGCCCGGCCUGAGGCUGAUCGACGUCCGGACCGGCCGCCUCGUCACCGUCCAGGCGGUCCAGGAGGGGGAGGGGGAGGGGGAGGCCUACGACUACGUCACGCUCAGCUACGUGUGGGGCAAGACGCCGGUCGGCAAGAUCGGCAGCGAGGCCAAGCCGGCCGACGAGGUCAACGGCGACGCGGUCAACGGCGACGCUGAUGCCGACAGGGACGGAGAACCGCCGGCCUCGCAGGAGGAGGAGGGCGUCGAAGCCCCGAUACCGGAAGAGGACGUCGAGGAUGCUGACGGAGCCGACGAGGCACCAGCCAAGGAACACGUCGACGGCCCCGAGGAGGAAGACGCGCCCGCACCGGAAGUCGACGGAGAGGCCGGCAGUGCCGGCACGGAUGCCCAGGAAUCGGCCGUCCAAGAAGAGCCCGACGGCGACGCCGAGAAACGGCAGGAGGCAGAGGUCGACGAGAAUAAGGAAGAAGCACCGGCACCGGCACCGGAACCGACAGAGGAAAAGACCGACACGGACACGGACACCGACUCGCUCCCAUCCGACCUCCCGCCCCUCAUCGCCGACGCCCUCAAGCUCACGGCCGACCUGGGCUACCGCUACCUCUGGAUAGACCGGUACUGCCUCCCGGAGCGGUCGUCAGGCCGGCAGGGCGACGCGCGGCAGGAGCAGCUGGACCUCAUGGGCGACAUCUUCUCCCGGUCAGCCUUGACGGUCAUCGUCGCCGGCGGAAGCAGCCACGGCAGAAGCAGUGCCCAUGCCAACCCCGACGAGGGCGACGGUGGCCAAGUCGGCGCAUACCAGGGCAUCCCCGGCGUCAGCGUCCCGCGCGAACCCCAGCUGACGCUGACGACGGCGCGGGGGCUGUUCACCACCACCCUCCUCCGUCCGGACCUGGACGUGGCCGACUCGGCGUGGGCCUCGCGCGCCUGGACGUACCAGGAGGGACUGCUGGCGAGGCGGAGGCUGGUGCUCACGCCGUCGCAGGCGUACUUCCAGUGCGGCGGAGUGCACUGCCACGAGUCGCUGUCGGUGCCGCUGGACUUGUUCGACGACAGCCAGCCCCCGCCGCCGCCGGCCGACGGCGAUGACACGGUCGGCGGCGUGAAGGGCGCCGCUGCUCGUCGCCUGAAUCUCGGGCGCGUCUUCCCCGUCGACGGUGCCGGGUCCCGGCCGGCCGACGUAUCGUCCCGCAUACAGGAGUACAUGGAUCGACGCCACGUGGCACCGUCGGACAGGUACGACGCGUUCCGCGGCAUGCUGCAGCACUUCCGACGCAUCGGUGCCAUCGACAACCUCGUCGGACUGCCGCUCGCCCACCCGGACGCCUUCGCGACGGGCAGCAUCGUCAGCCAGACGGACCGUCUGGCCGUAGCGCUGGGAUGGCGUGUCGUCGCACCGCACAGCGCGUCCAACAUGACGACGGCGACGACGACGACGACGAUGACGACGACAGCGACGUCCACCCCCGCCUCAUCGUCAGUCUACGUCCUCGACCGGAACCUGCACGCCGUCUACCCAUCGUGGACGUGGCUAGCGUGGCGUGCGCCUCCCGGCCUGCGGCAUCAGCAGCAUCAGCAGCAGCAGAGCUCCACCUUCACCUCCCUCUCGUCCCCGUCCACCCGCCGUCCGACCCUGCGCAUGCUCCCGGACCACGGGGCCGACGUAGCUGCCCCUCCUUGCAUGGAGCUAUCAGUCGGGUUCGACGACGGCACCGUCCUGAGCUGGGAGAUUGACGGCGACGCCAUCGCCCGACGACCGCAGUCCGCCGUCGAAUUCCUCCGCGUGACGAGCUACACGGUCGACAUGGUCCUGCACCGGAACACGGCCGCAGAGGCGGACGCCCAGAUGGAUGACCUCUCCCUCGUGGGCGUCAGCCUCCCUUCCACCCAGGCGGACGCCAUAAAGGACUGGUACCGUGCCGCCGUCAAGGGAUCGGAGCCGGAGCCGGGGACGGCGUCAGGGACGGCGUCGGAAGGGCAAGGGCAGGGAGAUGCGCGUCUGACGGCCGUCAUCGUCUCGGGAACGAGUUGGAAGAUCCCUACCACGACCAGUAGGGAGGCCACCAUCCUCGUGUGCAGGACUGUGGCCGAUUCUGCUGCUGCUGAUCGGGACAGGUCCGAAAGACUGAUCAGACUGGGCGCCCUGGCCAUCCCAUACGCCACGUUCAGCCAAGCCGAAGAGAAUGCGAAGAGGGUCGCCGGGCUGGACGGUAUCAUCUUGGAUGACGGGACGAGGACCAAUCUCUCUUUUGACCUGAGGGAAGUGGACAUUUAUUGA